Messenger RNA from Lucilia sericata (common green bottle fly), 489 nucleotides. RefSeq lists its product as uncharacterized. The transcript is spliced from 2 exons. The coding region runs from base 1 to 489 and encodes 162 amino acids. NCBI's taxonomy places the organism in Eukaryota, Metazoa, Arthropoda, Insecta, Diptera, Calliphoridae. The record is from RefSeq and is a predicted model, not a curated record. Gene Ontology annotation, molecular function: nucleic acid binding; zinc ion binding.
AUGCCAAUUCAAAGAACUCCUCCAAGAUCUGAAAACGUAGAAGUAGGAGACAUUAUAGAUAUGUCUGAAACCAUUAAAAAACCCAAUACUCACGAGAUGAAGCGUACAGAAUCUGUUAAAGUAGUUUCAGGGCAAUCAUCAGGAGCAAUUCCAAAAGUACAGAAUCCUCAACCACCAGCCAAUUAUAGUAUGCCACCGCCACCAAUUCCACAAUUGCAGAGAGGUAUCUCUAUAGGACAUAGUCCAAGAGCAUACGCGGGUUUAAUCCGCGAACUCAUUAUUGAAACAAAUAAGGAAUAUAGGGAUGAGCCUGGUCACGUAUUCAAAGAAUGUCCAUCGAUGCAGCGAAAUUUGUUUUGUUACAAAUGUGGUUUAAAUGGGGUAGUGACUACCACAUGUCCUAAUUGCUCGGAAAACCUUCAGGCGAGCGUGAGGAAACCGGUCGAAUCACGCUCGACUCAGACAACAACCGGAGAUUCAAAAGUGUAG